CACUUAAAGGCACGUUACUACGAUUGCUGCCCUACAGUGCACUUCGAAGCAAUGCAGUUGACGGUUACAAUCGAGUGUGUUGCUCCUGUUUGAGUUCGACGACGACGUUUAAAAAAUAUAAAAGAAUUUUAACUAAAAACCAAAAUAAUAAUAUCGAAUUUUUCACCAUACCCCCAAAAAUAAGACUGUCAGAAAAAGCUCAUCAAAUUUUAAGCUAUUUAGUUGUCUCUUUUCUUGUUCGUUGUUGUUGUUGUUGAGAAUAAAUUCGCGCAUAGAACUCUUAAAACAAAUUGAAAAAUUAUAAAUACUACUUGUGAGGCAUACCAUAAAAUGGGUUGUCGUUGUGUAACAGUUCGCGAAGAGUUUGCCACACGAAUGUCGUCGCCCUCGAAGAUCAGAAGCUCUGUCCGCAGAAGCGGCAGCGGCACGCCAAAAGUAAUCGCGUUCGGUAACGUCUUACUCGAUGCAACGGUCCAGCUAAAUGAUCUGGAAAUUCUCAAGCGUUACAAAUUGUCAUUGGAUGCCAAGGGCGAAAUCGAUAUCCAGACUUUGACAAAAAUUUCGGAGGAAAUUUGUGGCAGCUUGAUGGCACCAGUGAACUGUGGUGGUUCCGCUCUCAACACAACACGCAUAUUAAAGCAGCUAGGGACUGAUUGCUUAUUCUUUGGGGCCGUUGGCGGAGACCCACUGGCGGACUUACUGAAGGGUAUCCUCAAAAAGACGGGCGUCCAUGCAAGCUUGGAAGUCAUUCCCGACGAUUCGACGGGACAAUGUGUUUGCUUUGUCUAUGGACGCAAGAACGCCCUCUACGCCAAUGUUGGAGCAUCAUCAAAAUUCAGCCUUGAAUACCUUAAACACGCCGAAAUCCAAGAAAAGCUUCUGCACAAAAGUAAAAAGCGCCAAAUUUUCUACCUCGAAGGUUUCUUCCUGCCCCAAAAAACCGACGUAGUCCGACACAUCGUUCGAAACUACAUUGGCGAGAGAAAAAUCUUAGUCCUCAAUCUCAGCGCACCAUACAUUAUCGAAGAGAAUUUCGACAUAAUGACGUUCCUAGUGCACAGUGCCCAUGUGGUGUUCGGUAAUCGAGAUGAAUUUACGACUCUUAGUAAAAAAUGUGGAUUUCGUUCGAUUGAAGAAUUUUCCAAACAAGAACUGACUCAAAAACCCUCGACAGUAUUCGUCAUCACGAAUGAUAAACAAAAUGUUUUACUUAUUCGAAAUAAUGGAACUCGUGAGGCACCAAUGGUGGAAUUUGAUUCGUUUGCAGUGCCAAUGGUUAAAGUUGUUGAUUCGACGGGGGCUGGAGAUUCUUUUGUGGCUGGAUUUUUGCAUUCGUAUUUGAAGGGAUGUCCGCUGACAAAAUGCAUUCAACAUGCCAUAGCGGUAGCUAGUUUAGUUGUUCAACAAGUUGGAUGUAAUUUACCCUAAGAUUAAAAAUUUAUUAAGUUAUGCAAAAACAAAAAAAAUUAAUUAAGUUUUAGUAGUACAAAGUUUGUAGAUGAUUUAAAUACGAGUGGACUUUACAAUAAUUUUAUACCGAAGUUCGUAGAAUUUUAAAAAUUUGCAUAAGUUUAUUUCAAAAAUCUUCAUAAGUUUAUUUAAAACAAAAAUAUAAAAUCGACUAUUUUCAAGAAAAUGGUUCGUCGAGUUUUGUAGAAAAUAGAUCCACUUUAAAUUUAUUAGAAACUAUUUUUUAAAUACACAACAAACCCAGCUUUUUGCUCCAAAAUCAAAGCUAAAGGGCUUUGUUUUCCUGUUAUAAUAGACUUUUAAGUAGAUACAUAAUGUACUGAUAAUUUAAAUUAUAUUCCUGUAUCACUUUUUACAAAAUAAGUUAUAAGGAUUCCACAGUGAAACGCACUAUAAAAAAAUAAACAUUGUCAACUUAAUUUCAUUAUUUAUAGCGAUACAUAAUUCUCGAAAAUUUAAGUUAAAAUUAUUUUAUUUAAUAAAUAAGCACCGAUUUUUUAUACAUAGAA
This is a messenger RNA of Eupeodes corollae, 1979 nucleotides long. It is a transcript of the gene Adk3, whose product is annotated as adenosine kinase. The coding region runs from base 331 to 1428 and encodes 365 amino acids. Gene Ontology annotation, molecular function: adenosine kinase activity. The record is from RefSeq and is a predicted model, not a curated record. Gene Ontology annotation, biological process: purine ribonucleoside salvage. Gene Ontology annotation, cellular component: nucleus; cytosol. The transcript has 3 exons. NCBI's taxonomy places the organism in Eukaryota, Metazoa, Arthropoda, Insecta, Diptera, Syrphidae.